Stylophora pistillata is the source of this 1311-nucleotide messenger RNA. RefSeq lists its product as uncharacterized. NCBI's taxonomy places the organism in Eukaryota, Metazoa, Cnidaria, Anthozoa, Scleractinia, Pocilloporidae. The record is from RefSeq and is a predicted model, not a curated record.
AUUAAAAGUCACUGAAACAGCACUUGCUUGGAAUAACUCGUGAGAUAUUUUCCCUUCAGGGAAGAUGUCUAUCGAGAGCAUGUGGAUUUUAGCGCUUGUUUUGAUUGUAACUAUCACGGAGGUCUACACCCGACAGAAUAUCUCAGACUUCGAGACAAGUCAUCUUCUUCAAGUGGAGAAAGGGCAAUAUGUGGAAAUAAGAUUUAGCAUCUGGAAGCCCUACCGGUUGCCUGGAGUACCUUGUGCUGAUGAGGAGUAUCUUGAGAUCCUUGAUGGUUAUAAUCAGUCUGCCAAUCUACUGGGUGUAUUUUGUGGAAGGAUCACUCCUUAUUUUACCCUGCGAUCCAGUGGACAUAAUAUGUGGUUAAGAUUUUCACCUCAGCAUAGAUACCGGUUUCGGAAUUCAAGCUAUGAGGGAAAAGCAAUAAAUGGAACAGUUCUCGCAAACCUAACUGGCGUAGCACAAACUCAGUUCGUCCUGCUCGACCAUUCUUCAUCAUUGUGGUGCCCGGCGGAAGGUGGACCAGCUCCGCACAUUGUUUGGAGAAUAAAUGGCACUGUUGUGCAAAACAGCACUAGUGUAAGAUACCGACUGAACAUCACUGAAGAAGAAAGAAUUGCAAACUACAGUUGUGAAGUGGACAGUAAUGGUCUGUUGAAGAGGAAAAACAUCACUCUUAUUGUCGAGAGCUGCCCUGAACCUUGUCAAUGCAUAGUUCUGAAAGGUAACAUGGAGGGCCUCCUAUCUGUCGAUUGUGAAGGGAAACAGCUAAAAUUAAUUCCACAGAACAUUCCAAGAGCUACAGGAAAACUGAACUUGUCCAAAAACAAUUUAAAGAACUUAUUAACGGGGAUUUUCAGCAACAACCGCAAGCUGCGAUACCUAGAUUUGUCCGAAAAUAAGUUGGAGACACUACCGCCAGAAAUAUUUUAUCAUUUGUGGAGGCUCAGAGGCCUGCAAGUAUUCUUCUUGAUACAUGUGUCAUUCUAUAUUUGAAAAUCUAAAUUGAAAACUUUCUAGAAUAACGUGCGUCUUUUAACUGUUGAACUCUUUUUAGGGAAACAAACCUCAGUCAAAAAAAAUACCUGAACUAAAGCCUAGUACUGCGCUAUUGAGAAAACUAUUAAAAUGUUGUUCCUUGCUAAAUAGUUGCGUCGCAAAAUAACCCUAAAAUAGUCCCAUGAAGCCAUCUAAUACUUGUAAAAAAGGGAGCAUAUUACACUUCCUUCUCCGAAAGUGAGUCGGCCGUUUCAAAAGCAGGAAAGCAGGGAUAAAAAUAGAAAAAAUCAACCGCGUAGAAAAGAAAAGAA